CCUCCUAGUACUUCCGGUGUUUACAAGGAAUCCAGAAAAUGGCGCGUGAAAGAAAUAAGCGACAAGCAGACACUCAAGAUGACGAUGAAACUGGUGCCGAGGAAUAUAACACCAUGCAAUACAUGCAGCUUGAUCAAAAUAGAAGCGAGAGGCUACGAGUCCGCCAUGACUACCGGGUCCUUAUCGAAGACAUCCAAAAGAAUACACAUGAUAUGAUAAAUCCAGAAUCCAAAAGGCUGCAAGAAGCUUUAGAUGAGGCCAACUCUCUCAACAAGGAAGUGCGGAUGCCCAGGGAAGGAGCGUUAGACUCCCAAGCAGUUCUCCUCAUAUCCAAUCUGAGCCGACAGAAAGCAGAAGCCCUUCAUACAGACUUUGUCAAAUUUGAACCAGUCGAGUUUGCAGAAAAGUUGAUAACCUUUGUAGAUGGUGGAGCUGACAGACAGAUAACACCACAGAAUUGGGUCAUGCUUGGAACAGCAGUCCAGAAAUUUUUCAAGAAAUCACCAGCCUUCCACUUCAUGGGAGGAUCUUUUGAGAGAUUAGCUGUUCCUAAAAUAGGCAACAAACGAGUGCCAAAGAUGAAAGAAAAGGACAAUUUACAAGAAAAGGCCACAGUUCCUAAACAGUUGAACAAUUUCGGAGAAGGAGGAAAGAACGAGGGCACGACACAGGAGGUGGAGAGGCUGUUUGGUCUCCUUAAGAAGUUUUAUAGAGACACAAACAAUCAGCCUAUUUGCUAUUUUGAGUUUGUACUGAAUCCAGAUUCCUUUGGGCAGACUGUUGAAAAUAUGUUUCAUGCUUCAUUUCUUAUCAGGGAUGGUCACGCUCGUAUUUUCCUGGAUGAUUAUCGGCUUCCCCUAAUUGAGCCAAUCAGUGACAGAGAGAGAAGUGAGGAGGCGUUUGACAAGAUGGCUAAACACCAAGCAAUCCUGUCGAUCACACCAGCCGAAUGGAAGGAACUCAUUGAGGUAUAUAAAAUCGAGAUUCCUCUGAUUCCCACCCGAGACCAGACAAGUACAAACAACUCAAUGACAGUCAUGAGGAAGUCUACAUCCAAUGUGGCUAAUUCUUCUACUCCAUCCUCAUCCCGGAACAGUCGUGGAAACAGCUGAGAUUACCUCACAACACUGUUAUAAUACAGACUUCCACUGUUAACAGGUGACCAUAUGAUGUCGAAAGGGAGACAACCAGGCUAGUCCAUUGUUUAUUAUUCAGGAUUGAGGAGUCACAGGUGACCCUUGAGAAAACAGUAAUUCUGCUAAUGGAAAACUCAUGGAAAGAUUCCUGUGUUUCCUCGGCAGAUGACUCGAACAGCUGGUGUUUCCUCCUACAAUGAGAUUUCACUCAAUGUGCCAAAUCAGAGAUGGACACGCAGCAUGCUCCAAGGAGUGUGUAGAUAUUUAAACAGCGUAUAGGUUAUGUUGUAAUGAGGAAAACUGUAUCUACUGAGCCCUUGUGUUGGGUUCUUACUUCACUAAGACCCACACAAACUCAGAUAAUAGAUUUCCAUUGUUACAUCUAUUUAUUUGUUCAAAUAAAUGUUGAUAACUUUUUUACUCUGUGUUAUACAUCAGAUUCAUUGUUAUGUGCCCACCAUGAAGAAGUUGGAGGUAUACUGUCCUCUGUCACAAACUUGGUUCAGUAGUUUUGUAUAGUUUGAUUUAAUUGUGAUAAGAUGCUUAUAUUCUGAUGAAACUUUCUUUUGAGGUCAAACAAUACUUUGAGCAGUCAAAAUGGAAAAUCAAAUCAUUUUUUUUUCAAAGUUGGACAGGUUUUGAACAUCACACAACUUCAGCAGUUGAUCAUGUCCUCGUUAACAGUGAUACGCUGUCAAUGUUUGGGUUGAUCAUGUCCUCGUUAACAGUAAUACACUGUCAAUGUUUGGGUUGAUCAUGUCCUCGUUAACAGUGAUACACUGUCAAUGUUUUAGUUGAUCAUGUCCUUGUUAACAGUGAUACACUGUCAAUGUUUGGGUUUAUCAUGUCCUCGUUAACAGUAAUACACUGUCAAUAUUUGGGUUGAUCAUGUCCUCGUUAACAGUGAUACACUGUCAAUGUUUGGGUUGAUCAUGUCCUCGUUAACAGUGAUACACUGUCAAUGUUUGGGUUGAUCAUGUCCUCGUUAACAGUGAUACACUGUCAAUGUUUGGGUUGAUCAUGUCCUCGUUAACAGUAAUACACUGUCCAUGUUUGGGUUGAUCAUGUCCUCGUUAACAGUAAUACACUGUCCAUGUUUGGGUUGAUCAUGUCCUCGUUAACAGUGAUACACUGUCAAUGUUUAGUUUAUCAUGUCCUCGUUAACAGUGAUACACUGUCAAUUUUUGGGUUGAUCAUGUCCUCGUUAACAGUAAUACACUGUCAAUUUUUGGGUUGAUCAUGUCCUCGUUAACAGUAAUACACUGUCCAUGUUUGGGUUGAUCAUUUCCUCGUUAACAGUGAUACACUGUCAAUGUUUGGGUUGAUCAUGUCCUCGUUAACAGUGAUACACUGUCAAUGUUUAGUUGAUCAUGUCCUCGUUAACAGUAAUACACUGUCCAUGUUUGGGUUGAUCAUUUCCUCGUUAACAGUGAUACACUGUCAAUGUUUGGGUUUAUCAUGUCCUCGUUAACAGUAAUACACUGUCAAUGUUUGGGUUGAUCAUUUCCUCGUUAACAGUGAUACACUGUCAAUGUUUGGGUUGAUCAUGUCCUCGUUAACAGUGAUACACUGUCAAUGUUUAGUUGAUCAUGUCCUCGUUAACAGUAAUACACUGUCCAUGUUUGGGUUGAUCAUUUCCUCGUUAACAGUGAUACACUGUCAAUGUUUGGGUUUAUCAUGUCCUCGUUAACAGUAAUACACUGUCAAUGUUUGGUUUAUCAUGUCCUCGUUAACAGUAAUACACUGUCAAUGUUUGGUUUAUCAUGUCCUCGUUAACAGUAAUACACUGUCAAUGUUUGUGUUGAUCAUGUCCUCGUUAACAGUGAUACACUGUCAAUGUUUGGGUUGAUCAUGUCCUCGUUAACAGUAAUACACUGUCAAUGUUUGGUUUAUCAUGUCCUCGUUAACAGUAAUACACUGUCAAUGUUUUAGUUGAUCAUGUCCUCGUUAACAGUAAUACACUGUCAAUGUUUGGGUUGAUCAUGUCCUCGUUAACAGUGAUACACUGUCAAUGUUUGGGUUUAUCAUGUCCUCGUUAACAGUAAUACACUGUCAAUGUUUGGUUGAUCAUGUCCUCGUUAACAGUAAUACACUGUCAAUGUUUCGGUUUAUCAUGUCCUCGUUAACAGUAAUACACUGUCAAUAUUUCGGUUGAUCAUUUCCUCGUUAACAGUGAUACACUGUCCUUGUUCAGUUGAUCAUGUCCUCGUUAACAGUAAUACACUCAAUAUUUCGGAUUAUCAUUUCCUCGUUAACAGUGAUACACGGUCAAUGUUUUGGUUCAUCAUGACUUGAUAUUUGAUGUUGAUGUUUUGUGAAAGUUUCUUUGGAGUUAUCAUUGAUGUACAGCUAGUCAAAUUGGGGGGGGGGGGGG
This is a messenger RNA of Pecten maximus, 3510 nucleotides long. Its product is annotated as non-structural maintenance of chromosomes element 4 homolog A-like. The transcript is spliced from 11 exons. The coding region runs from base 39 to 1112 and encodes 357 amino acids. Gene Ontology annotation, cellular component: Smc5-Smc6 complex; nucleus. Lineage: Eukaryota; Metazoa; Mollusca; Bivalvia; Pectinida; Pectinidae. Gene Ontology annotation, biological process: DNA repair. The record is from RefSeq and is a predicted model, not a curated record.